CCCACCGGGAAUAACCAUUUCUUCACCGCACACUCAAGGCCAAUGUUACACACCAGGAAUUCCUUCCAGAAAGAGAUGGAAGAACAUGAAAAACAAGAUAUCGGGUGGGGGGCUUGAUGAAUCGAAUGAGUCCCGCAAUCUCCAGUCGAGGAAGAGACCCGAGUGUCGACGUGAUUUUCACUGUGUGCAGGUGUUUCCACACAUGUAGAAUAUUCAACGGGAUUUUCCUUCGAAUUCAAGUUGGUGCAAUAAUCUCCGGAGUUUUAUUCCUCCUGCUGCUGCUGGAGAUCUACAUCUACCUGACGACAGGUGUCUGCAAGAGCACCAAAAAAAUGAACGGUAAAACCGUCAUAAUAACGGGCUGUACCUCAGGUAUCGGUCUGGAAACAGCCCGAGACCUGGUGAAAAGAGGAGCGAGGGUCAUAAUGGCAUGCAGAAAUACCGAUGCGGCGACAAAACUCAAAGACGAUUUUGCCAGAGAAACUGGUAACAAUGAUAUUGUCGUACGAAAAUUGGAUCUCUCCUCCUUGAAAUCGGUCCGGGAAUUCGCUGAAGUUAUCAAUCGCGAGGAAAGGCGACUGGAUGUGCUGAUUCACAAUGCGGGAACUGCUGAGGUUUUCAGAAAAAAAUUAACUGAGGAUGGACUCGAAGCUACUAUGGCUACCAAUCAGUACGGCCCAUUUUUGUUGACGCACCUGCUCAUUGAUUUAUUGAAGCGAACAGCGCCCAGCAGGAUCGUCGUGGUCGCCUCGUGCCUCUACAAAAUGGCUUCCCUGAACCUUGAGAAUUUGAAUCCAACGGGAUCAUUCCCUGCGUACCUCUAUUACGUGUCAAAAUACGCGAACAUCGUGUGGACUCUGGAACUCGCCAAGAGACUGGAAGGAACAGGGGUGACAGUCAAUUGUCUCCACCCUGGUCUUAUCGACAGCGGAAUCUGGAAGAAUGUCCCAGUGCCACUCUCCUGGGGCCUCAGGCUCAUCGUCAAAGGGUUCUUCAAAUCUCCAGCCCAGGGCGCACAGACUUCCAUCCAUCUCGCAGUCUCUGAUGAAGUCAAUGGCAUCACUGGGAAAUACUUCUCAGACUGUCAGGAGACUCCUCUGACUGUCGGGGUCCAGGACCCGGCAAAGGGAAAAAAAUUCUGGGAGCUCAGUGAAAAUAUCGUCAAGUUGCAAUCAUCCGAUCCCAAAAUAUAAAGACUCUUUCUCUCACCCUGAGGAAAAAUUAUCUCUCGAGUAUUCAUUGAUUCGUGUGAAUUAUUGGUUCGAAAAAUCUUAUUUUUCAUUUUUAAGUGAAAAAUAUGAUAUCGAGAGACCGAAUAAUUCUCUCAAUUAAAUAAAUAUUUCGGAAACAUGUUUUUCCUCACUAUUGAAUGAAAAUACUCAUUUUAAUUGAGUAUUGAAUAUCUGUUAAUUUUUUAUUAAUUUUGUUGUGCGAUGUUCGGCAAUAGAUUUUCCGAGAAUAA
Messenger RNA from Fopius arisanus, 1462 nucleotides. Its product is annotated as retinol dehydrogenase 14. Bases 117 to 1193 code for a protein of 358 amino acids. Lineage: Eukaryota; Metazoa; Arthropoda; Insecta; Hymenoptera; Braconidae. The transcript has 4 exons. The record is from RefSeq and is a predicted model, not a curated record.